Pseudogymnoascus destructans is the source of this 357-nucleotide messenger RNA. RefSeq lists its product as uncharacterized. The transcript has a single exon. The record is from RefSeq and is a predicted model, not a curated record. Lineage: Eukaryota; Fungi; Ascomycota; Leotiomycetes; Thelebolales; Thelebolaceae. Bases 1 to 357 code for a protein of 118 amino acids.
AUGGCGGGCAUGACAAUAACGAGCACGACAGCGAGCACAAACAUAGUAGCAACAGCUACGAGUAUUUCAACUGUGCUUCGGUUAUCUGCUGUACUGAGUCUCUUGAAGAGUUAUCCGCGCUACCUUAGCCUCUGGCUCGACAAGACCGGGACCCUGACGAUGGGCAAGAUGACCCUUGAUGGGUCAAUUGGGGACUUCCAGCCCGUCGUCGGACUCGGGAUCAACGCCCUCGUCGAGCCUGCUUCGGUCUCCCGUACGCGCUACAGGGUCCUCAUCGGCUCCGUCCGCUUCCUGCGCUCUCACGACAGCCAUCACAGCCUCGGAAGACAUCAACGCCCUCGCCACCACCUCCUCUGA